AUGGAAAAACAAACUUUAGAACAAAUUUCAAAUAACCGAUUGAGACUGAAAACUUCAGUUAAUGCGGUUCGGUGGCUUACAUUUCAAGCUUAUGCUUUUAGAGGGCAUGAUGAAUGCCCCGAAUCAAGAAAUAGGGGCAAUUUCAUUGAAAUGGUAAAGAUUUUGGCAACAUAUAAUGAUGACGUUGCUAAACUUGUUCUAGAAAAUGCUCCAAAAAAUGCCAAGUAUACCUCACCACAAAUUCAAAAGGAAAUUUUACAUGUUCUUGCUGGAAAAGUGAGAAGUAAGAUUCGUGAAGAUAUUGGAGAUGCCAAGUUUUGUAUUCUUGUUGAUGAAGCACGUGAUGAAUCUAAGAGAGAACAAAUGGCUCUUGUUCUAAGAUUUGUUGACAGAGAUGAUUUUUUACAAAAGCGUUUCUUUGAUAUUGUGCAAGUUAAAGAUACAACUUCAUUGACUUUGAAAAAUGCACUUUCUACAGUUCUCUCUCAUUAUAAUCUUAGUGUUCAGGAUCUUCGAGGGCAAGGUUAUAAUGGUACUAGCAAUAUGCGCGGAGCAUGGAAUGGCUUGCAAGCAUUAUUUCUUAAUGAUUGCCCUUAUGCAUAUUAUGUGCAUUGUUUGGCUCACCGACUACAACUAGCAUUAGUUGCAUCAUCCAGAGAAGUUAUCCCUGUCCAUCAAUUCUUUUCAAAGUUGAACUUCAUUAUCAAUAUCAUUGGAGCUUCUUGCAAACGAAAUGAUGAAUUACAAUUUACUCAAGCUGCUGAAAUUGCCCAUUUGAUAGCUCUUGAUGAAAUUGAGACUAGUAGAGGAGCUAAUCAGAUUGGUUCCUUGCAACGACCUGGGGAUACUCGUUGGAGCUCUCAUUUUGAUUCCGUUUGUAGCUUAAUCAGGUUGUUUGGUCUUACAUGUUCAGUUCUUCGAAGCACUAUUAAAGAUGAAUCCACUUGCUUCCAACGGGGGGAUGCCGAUUCUGCUUUUGAUAUUAUUACAUCAUUUGAGUUUAUGUUUAUUUUGCAUUUGGUGAAAGAUAUUAUGGGAGCAAGUAAUAUCCUUUGUGAAGCUUUGCAACAAAAAUCUCAAGACAUCCUAAAUGCUAUGCAUUUGGUUUUGACUACUAAAAACAUCAUUCUAAAAUUAAGAGAAGAUGAAUGGAACAACCUACUUGGGGUUGUUAAAUCAUUUUGUGAGCGUCAUAACAUAGAUGUGCCUGAUAUGAGUGCUCCUUAUACAAAAGGUAAAGGUCGACCACGUCACCCACAAGAAAAUAUUUUACUUGAGCACCACUAUCGGAUUGAUAUAUUCAAUGGCACAAUUGAUUCACAAUUGCAGGAGUUGAAUAACAGAUUUAGCGAAAAGGUAGUGGAACUAAUUGUCCUAAGUUCUGCUUUGGAUCCUAGAGAUGGUUACAAGCUAUUUAAAAUUGAUGACAUUUGCAAGCUUGCAAAUAAUUGUUAUCCUUAA
Molecule: messenger RNA, 1461 nt
Organism: Cornus florida
Lineage: Eukaryota; Viridiplantae; Streptophyta; Magnoliopsida; Cornales; Cornaceae
Exons: 1
Coding region: 1-1461 (486 amino acids)
Source: RefSeq, a predicted model, not a curated record